AUGGUUUUUAUAGUUUUAGAACAUUCAACGAAAAUUAUCGAAGGUGGUGAGGUGAGGAUAAAUGGAAAGGGCAAAAGAAUUAGGAAGCCUCGUACGAUAUACACCAGUCAUCAGCUCCAGGAACUACAAAGAAGGUUUAAUAAAACCCAGUAUUUGGCUCUUCCAGAACGAGCUGAACUCGCAGCCCAACUGGGCCUUAGUCAGACACAGGUAAAGAUAUGGUUUCAAAAUCGUCGAUCAAAACACAAAAAAAUGUCCAAAAAUGGUUAUGCGGGUGAACGCACAGGGUCUGAAGAUGAUCGAGGCGAAGAAGAAGAGGGAAGUUCCACAGAAGCUCAUUCUUCGCCAGCAACUGCAAUGGUAGCGCAAGAGCGUACGAUACCAACAACAGAUGCCUCAUGGAAUAUACAUAUGCAUCAAAGUAGUCAACAAGCAAUGUUGCCUCCUCCUCCGCCACCACCGUUAGCUUCAGCGCUUUCUCAGCCUAUGGCAAUGCCUCAAUUUGAUAUUGAAACAGUCGAUGUUAAGCCAUAUUAUGAUGCAAUGUCCGGAUACUAUCAGCAACAAAAUCCUUAUAUUACACCAUAUAAUUAUGGAAGUGCGAUGUGA
Molecule: messenger RNA, 609 nt
Organism: Dracunculus medinensis (Guinea worm)
Lineage: Eukaryota; Metazoa; Nematoda; Chromadorea; Rhabditida; Dracunculidae
Source: the annotation of a GenBank genome assembly